Durotheca rogersii is the source of this 1560-nucleotide messenger RNA. RefSeq names its product Mob1/phocein. Gene Ontology annotation, cellular component: cytoplasm. NCBI's taxonomy places the organism in Eukaryota, Fungi, Ascomycota, Sordariomycetes, Xylariales, Xylariaceae. The coding region runs from base 1 to 1560 and encodes 519 amino acids. The record is from RefSeq and is a predicted model, not a curated record. The transcript has 2 exons.
AUGUCUCUAGCGCAGGGCUCGCCCCGACUACCGAGUCCACCACCUCCCGCCGAAAUUCAGAUCGGUCCUAAGUCGCCAGGGCUGGGAACCACCGCCAGCCGCCAAGCACAACAGAUGGAGCAGAUCACCGCCGACGCGAAUUCGAAGAGGCGGAUACAUCCCGGCACCAAGUCCGAGGACAUGGCUGCCGGGCCGCCGCUGGUCCCCCUAGGCGAGCUCGACUCGGCCUUCCAGCUCCAGGAACACCUCGCGGCGCUGCACUACCAUCACACCGAGUCCGAGACGACGCCCAUAACCCGAGCGACUGCUCUCCAGCUAGCUACGCCCCCCCCGGGCGUCGACCGCACGCUAUGGCUCUACGAACUCUGCCGCUUCCUGAUCGCCCAGUGUAACAGACUGAUAGUCGGCUUCCUCUUCGACACGCCGCCCUGCUCCUCGGCGACGUGUCCCGAGAUGCGCGCCUCGGAGUGGCAGUUUUUGUGUGCCGUCCACGACCAGCCAAAGAGCUGCUGCGCUAUCGACUACUGCUGCCACACUCUCGACUGGGCAGCAAAUAUAGUUACCAGUCACAAGAUCUUCCCCAGCAGGUUUGUAGUACUGUCGGACGGCCACGACAAGAGUGCCGCGCUAAAGAACCUCGUCAACGUAUUCCGCCGGCUCCAUAGGAUAUUCGCGCACGCGUGGUUCCAGCAUAGAGGCGUGUUCUGGUUGGUUGAGGCUCAGACGGGCCUAUAUGCGUUCUUCAAAACCGUCUGCGACAUGUACGACCUUCUGCCGGCCGAGAACUACAAGCUCCCACCGGAGGCUGAGGGCCUCGAACCGGUGCUGCCCGAGAGGGAAGAGAAGAAAUCCGUGGUGACCGCCAUCGUCAAGCCGCUGUCGCAGCAGCAGCACGAGGGCGCCGAGUACGACGACGAUCGGCACGGCCUACAUUCCCGCCGGAGCAAUACGGCCAGACACUCAAGCCGGCCGUCAACCGGCAGCGCCGUCACGACCGUCAUCGAGGAGCGGGAAGACGAUCAAACGAGCGUCGCCAACAGGCUCAACGCCAUGCACAUCUCGGCCCCCGAGACGGUCGAGGAGGAGUCCGAGGUCGAGGUGCCCGUCAUCGUUGAGGGCGAUUUCGGCGAGAAUCCUCCUACAGCUCGGGUGGCAAGCGAGCCUCGAGCCGUCGAGCACGACGCCGGCGCGCCGCCCCAGGGCGUGAAUGUAAAUGCGCAGAGGGGCAUACUCGUGGAGCUCGAGGCCCGCGAUGAAGACGAAAAGGAGCCGCGCGAGGGCGGCCAAGAUGCCGCCCCUCCGUUGGACUCGGAGUUGGACGUCGAGGGAAAGAUCUUGGAGCCGGCCACGGCGGCGGCGGCGGAAACGCCGGUGGAGGGCGUCGCGGGAACCGAGCCGAGCGCGUCCGAGUCCGCGAAGCCCGCGGCGGAAGCCCGCGGAGAGGAAGUCGUGGGAGCGGAGAAGGCGGGAACGGCGGAGGUGGAGGCGGAGGCGGCGGAGCAGGCGGCUGCCGAGGAAGAAGACGGGUCGGGGCCGGAGAAGAAGGCGAGUACGGAAUAG